AUGGGCUAUCACAGUACCUGGUUCAAGCCAGGACGCCAGACUCAAUGGGCUAUCACUAUCAACUGCCUCCACGCUUUCUUCUUGUUCGGCUACGAUCAAGGAGUCUUUGGCGGUUUGAUCUCCAACCCGGACUUCUUAGCUGUCGUUGAACAUCCUUCAGAGGCUUUCCUCGGUUUCAUAGUCUCGAGCUAUAAUCUUGGCUGUCUCGCCGGAUGCCUCCUCAACUUCUUUGUCGGCAGUGGUAUCGGACGGAGACCAACAUUAUGGCUUGCCAUGUUGUUGAUCAGUCUAGGUGCUGUUCUGCAGGCUGCAGCCUUUGGCACUCCGCAGAUGGUUGUUGGAAGAAUCGUUACAGGCUUCGGAGUCGGUGUCGACACAUCCACGGUGCCAAUGUACCAAGCGGAGUUGUGCAAAAGCCAUGUCCGUGGUCGUCUCGUCACCACCGAGGUGCUUUUCACCGCGCUCGGGAUUGCGGUGGCUUACUUCUUUGCCUUCGGAAUGAACUUCGUCGGGGGAGCGGUUGCCUGGAGGUUACCGAUUGCCGCCCAGAUCCUGCCAGCUGUCGUCAUUUCGAUCGUACUCUUCGGCUUACCCGAAACGCCGAGAUGGCUGAUUGAGAGAGGACGUAUCGAUGAGGCCACUAAAGUCAUGUGCCAGGUCUAUGGCACUGGUCCAGAAGACGAAUACAUCGUUACAGAAAAAGCCGCCAUCAUCGAGGCUCUGGAGUUCGAGAGCGCAAAUCCGUUCAGCUGGAAACAUGUACUCAAGAAAGAUCGUGUACAGACUGGAUGGAGAGUGUGGCUUGCUAUACUUGCUCUUUCUUUCAACCAGUGGUCAGGGAUCAACGUCAUUGUCUUCUACAUUGGCACCGUCCUGGAAGUCAACGUCGGCUUGCCCAGAAGUACAGCCCUCGUAGCUGGGGGCUGCAUCAAUCUCGCUUUCGCCGCAGGUUCCUUAGUACCGGCUCUCUUCUUGGACCGCAUCGGACGUAGAAAACCCAUGAUCUGUGGAACGAUUGCCAUGGGCUUUUCCUUGAUGGUCAUCUCAAUCCUUUUAUCUUAUCAAGGCACGUCGUCGGAGGCCGUGACCUCGAAGGUGGCCAUCGCUUUCUUCGUACUGUACAUGCUGUUCUUCGGAAGUAGCCUCAACGCCAUUCCCUGGUGCUAUGCUCCGGAGAUACUUCCCCUCAAAGCACGAGCCAAAGGCACAUCAUUGGCCGUGAUGAUGAAUUGGGUCUUUGUAUUCACAAUCGUAAUGGUCACUCCAACCAUGAUAACGAACAUCAAAUGGAAGACUUAUCUUGUCUUCAUGGCUUGUAAUUUCGCGAUAGCUCCCUCCAUUUUCUUCCUCUUCCCAGAGACCACCAGGCUUUCACUCGAGGAAAUUGAUCACAUCUUCAUCAAAGAGAUAGAGUCAUUGGAUUCAUAUGAUCUUGUGGAGGCGGAGACGAACACCUUCAGGAAGGCCGAGCAGGCUGGCGUCAUGGAGACAAGACACGUAGGAUGA
Messenger RNA from Aureobasidium subglaciale EXF-2481, 1506 nucleotides. RefSeq lists its product as uncharacterized. Gene Ontology annotation, cellular component: membrane. Gene Ontology annotation, molecular function: carbohydrate:proton symporter activity. Gene Ontology annotation, biological process: transmembrane transport; carbohydrate transport. Lineage: Eukaryota; Fungi; Ascomycota; Dothideomycetes; Dothideales; Saccotheciaceae. The record is from RefSeq and is a predicted model, not a curated record. The coding region runs from base 1 to 1506 and encodes 501 amino acids. The transcript is spliced from 10 exons.